AUGCCGGACACCGGCAUAUCCCCUCCCCCGAUCUAUCUCAAGCAUAUCGAGGAUAUCCGCAAUCUUUCCGUGUGCUCGAGGAAGAUGACCAAGAAAAACUGUCCAGACUGCAGGGCGAGGGUCACAGUGGAACCGUCACCCAAUUAUCUUCUCCGAGAUCUUGUCCACGUGUUAAUCGCUCGAGCGGAGUUGCUUCCUGAAGAUGAGACCCUACAGGAACACCAGCUAGCCAAGGAGGCAGAGGCAGCUCAGCUCGCUGCAGAUCGCACCGGACCUGGUCUUUUCCAAGGCUUGUUUCGGAACCAGGAACGGAGAUACAUCACCUUGGCUCGUGGGCUUCUGGAUCAAGAGGACAAUGUCGUCCGGUGUCCUCAAUGUCACUGGGAACUUGAAGAGGGUGAAUGCAUGCGGUGUGGCUUCCAUGAAACAUACGACUCGGAUUCCGAUACCAUGUCUCAUUUUAAUUCCCCACGCCUGACUUCUUCGGAGUAUGACUCGCUCGACGAAAUUGAUCACGCAUUCGAUGGGUCCAUGAACGAAGCUGGAUUGGACUACUAUAGUGGCGAAAGAUCCCCUCGUUCAUACACAACGGAUGAAUAUGAAAGCUAUGGCGAAGAGGAUGACAUGGACAACUUCAUCGACAACGAAGCAGACGAGGCUGAUGACAAUACCGAUAGCGAAUCCACCAUGACCAUGUACAAUCGACAAUGGGCUGAGAACGAAAGUUCGUAUGCCAAUCCAUCAGAAUAUGCGAGCCAAACCUCUGCAGAUAGUGAUCACCGUCAACACUUCGGUAGACAUGGGACUUAUGCUCAACGCUCACGAAAUGACGUCGAGGAAAUAUCUGAUGCAGAGACAAAUUAUGAUGAAGUGACAGAGGAUUCUGAUCAUGAGCCUGAAGUACCACAACCAAGUUGGCGGAGGACAAGAGCAGCGAGGGUCAUCCUAAGCGACGACGACGACGACGAAGAAGAAGAAGGAGAAGGCGGAGAGGAACAGGAUGAUGCCGCAGAUGAAGCAUACGACGAUCCAUUUGAAAACAGAGAUCUGGACCACAGAAAUCAUGAAUCUGACGAUCAACAUGGAGAAGACGAGGGUGACGAACGGUAUCCAUCAGAGCACUCGGAAACCGAAGUCGAUCAGGAUUGCUCCGAUUCGGAGGGUUCAGAUGUGCGACCACCUCAGCCAUCAGCUCGGCGCAGACAGCAUUUGCAGAUCCUGCAAGGCAACAGUACCGCCAUCGUCAGAGAAGCAGUAUAUCUCAAGACAGCACUUCAGGCCGACGGCAUGGUUACCAUCGACCCUUUGCAAGAUCAGGCCUUGGUCGAAUAUUGGUUGGAGGCACGACUGGCUAUCAGUCGUGAUGAGAGCGAGAUCGACUUCCAGCGGCCAGAAUCGCUCGUCUGA
Molecule: messenger RNA, 1407 nt
Organism: Fonsecaea nubica
Lineage: Eukaryota; Fungi; Ascomycota; Eurotiomycetes; Chaetothyriales; Herpotrichiellaceae
Exons: 3
Coding region: 1-1407 (468 amino acids)
Source: RefSeq, a predicted model, not a curated record